AUGUGGCCUUCUGUCAUGCUGGCGUGCCUCAAAGAGUGCCCGGCCAGAGCCAUUGAGCUGCUACACGCGACUGUCGAGCCGGGCGUGACCCCCCCUUACGCCGUGGCCGACGUUCUUGGUUUCAUAGUUCGAUGGAUGACAAUACGACAAGGCGAGAUUGAUCCAGCGCUCGAGAGCCAGCUUCCCCCCCUCCUGCUGCGUAUUCUCAGCUGCAGUCCUCCACAGAGUUUUGAAUUCAAGCAGUGGAUCAUCCACCGCGUCAUCACCUCAUGUCAUGAUACCCAGACGCUGGCUACCCUGUACUCGGAAUUACGGCGGUACGGUCAUUUUCUUAGCAAAUGGACCCGACUCCAUAUCGCAUCGCGCCUCGGAAAGGACUUGAGAUACAAAUCUGCGGCCUUCCGCAUCCUCGACGAGAUAGCUGAGAAGCGCGAAAUGGAUCUCAACGGGCCGGCAUUCGCAUCCGUGGUCACCUCGCUUUUGACAUUUCCACUAGCAGAGGAGGACGACUCUAGAACGUCGCUGCGCCAACCCCAACGACUCCGCGAGUUGGAACAGUUACUCUUCGAGGGUGUGCAUUCGUGGAAAGACUUCUCUCCAAACUUGAUAACAUUGACAACCUUGAUGCAAGGCUUUUGUCACAACAAGGAUUACGCCGGGGCGUGGGCAGUCCACGACCUCAUGCGCAAUCAAGGGAUCGAGCCGAACGCUUAUGUCUACUCGAUCCUCCUAAGUGGCUCAAAGUGGGCAGGUAGUUUUCGGUCAGGCGACCGGGUAAUCAGCGACGCCCCUGCAGAUGUCCUGCGGAAUCCUGUUAUUUUGAACGAUCUACUUCAUUUCAUGCUGCUGAGCGCCGAAAGAGAAACCCGACGUAGGACCCCCUUCGUGCGAGUAUUUCCCGCCAUGUUACUGGUCUAUAUCAGGUUCUUCAAGCUGGAGCCGUUGCAGAAGCUCUAUCCGUCCGACUUGACCAGAUGGCUUACAGAUGAGAAUCUCGGUGAGGAAUGGGACUGGAUGGGCAAGAUGGCCCCCAUCAUCAAUAAGUUACCGGUCCUUGGGCCUCAAGAGCGCCUCGAUCCAAAGGCGGACACUCUCCGCAUCAUGACAUUAGGUUACAUCAGUAGCCUCACCGACCCGUACGGCGUCAUUGCCUUUUACUCCCGAUUCUGUUCCCUGCUGAGGGCGGGCGACGAGCACGCACUUGCCCUGAUAAAGUUGGGAAGCCGCGUUCACGACCUUAUCAUCAAGGCCCUCACUCGGUUUGAAGGCAUGCUGCGAGUUGCCAUUAGCAUCUUGGAAGACAUGCUGAAGGAUACCGCGGCUAGGAAGGCUGCGAGCACGACAGCAACAGACAGGAUAACACCAAUAGCAGACCAGCAACCGCAGCAAGGCAUGAACGCGGAUCUACCAAUCCACCCAGAACCCAGGGACACGACAUGGAAUAUCAUCCUCGACGCGUUCUGCCGCAAUCCCAAUGAGAACUUGAAAUCACAAUUGGAGCGCGUCCUUCAAAUGAUGCAGAGACACGGCGUCAAGGCCAACAAGAUCACCUGGACGCUGCUAACCUUUGCCUACGCAAAUUGGCAGAAUCCUGCAUUGGUCGCUAAGACGUAUUCCGAGAUGGUUGGCGCAGGUUAUGAUGCCGACGAAUACGUGGACCGCGCCUUUGCACGCCUGAACAACCGAACCACGGCGAUCACAAUGCUGGAGCGGAACCCGCCCCAGGAAGCCCCGCCUACCCUAGAUGACGUAAUGCUGCGCGAGGAGCUGCUGGAGACGCGUAAAAUGUUGGAGGAAAGGAGGGCGCGGCGCCUUGCCAGAGAUAGCGAUGCGGUCGCGGAAGCAAUGGAGCAGCUCCAGAUGCAGCAGAACCAAAUCGAAGAGCAGCGCGAGCGAGACGCUGCUGAAGCUGGAUGGGGGCGCUGGGACCAUGACGGUGAAGAAGCCGAGCUAGGAAGUGCGAUGCCGCAACCUUGGGAUGAAGAGGUUGAGCGUGAGAGGAGUGGGCAGCUGGACGAAGCCUCUACAGCCGUGGAUGAGCUAGGACCGACUCUGCCCGGAGACACGGUAGACAGAGAGCGCGAAACAAGGGUACGCAAUGACUCAACGGUUAGAAGCUGA
This is a messenger RNA of Canariomyces notabilis, 2121 nucleotides long. RefSeq lists its product as uncharacterized. The transcript has a single exon. Bases 1 to 2121 code for a protein of 706 amino acids. The record is from RefSeq and is a predicted model, not a curated record. Gene Ontology annotation, molecular function: protein binding. NCBI's taxonomy places the organism in Eukaryota, Fungi, Ascomycota, Sordariomycetes, Sordariales, Chaetomiaceae.